AAGAAUAUAUUCCAAACUAACUCUCACGACAGUAUCCUGGUGGCUCAGAAUCUUUUGUUUACUCUCACAGAUCCUUCCUCUCUCCUAUCAACCACUCGACGUGUCACAGGGAUUGCCUAUUUCGAAACGUCAUCGCCGCCCUCAUCAACGCGUAUUCUUCGCUGCCCAUCUUCAUCCCUAAACAUUCGCGUACUUGCCUACCUGACUACCUACCACUCAACACCAGCAACAUGAAGUUUCUCAGCAUUGUUGCUGCGCUCUUUGCAGCCACAGUGACAGCUCAGCUGAAUAACGCCAUUUCCAUCCCAGAAGGCUCAAGCACUCUGGACGUCACCGCAGGCGAGCCCCUGACCAUUGAAUGGACCAACCCAUCCAGGGGUACCGUCACCAUCAAGCUGCAGCAAGAACCUGUGACACCUGACGGUGGAAUCGUCCUGCUUUCCGGCGUGCCUGCGUCUCUUCUGGGUGCCACCGUGCAAAUCCCCGAUGCUGAGGAUGUCAACUCGUUUCAGUAUACCAUCCAGAUCAUCGACGACACAGACCCUAACAACUACAACUUCUCUCCCAACUUUGGUAUCACAGGUGCCACUGGAACCGCAGUCGCCACAGAUUCCACCGCCUCAGCAACUGGUAGCACAGCCUCAGCAACUGGUAGCACAGCCUCUGCGUCGAGCACUGGAACCAGCUCUGAAGAAACCGCCUCCGAGACCUCGACCGACUCAUCCUCUGCAACGACAACUGGCACGACAACCGGAACCUCUAGCUCCGAGGCCACCACUACGUCUAGAACAACGACUUCCACCUCUUCUGCCACUACCGCUGCCGCUACCACAUCUGCUCCCGAUGGCAACGGUGCCGACAGCGUCAAGGUUCAGGGAGGCUUCCUCGCCUUAGCCGUUGGCGCUCUCAUUGCCGUUGCAUAAGAUCCCACUCUGACAAGACUUGCAUAGUACUGGAAGAGCCAUCGAAACUUUGUUCUAAAGCUAGCUGACCAGGCUUACCUCGAAGCUUGCCACAGAAAGAGGUUGCGUGUAUACAUACCAAAUUGUCAUUUCCUUGCAUUUGGCCUAGGUAGGGGUGGGACGUGGGACUUUUACUCUUGAGACCGGCCAAGAUGUGUGUGUUUGUGUAUAAAUCAGCUUCCCGUUCUUUCGACCAUGUCUUACUUUGACACUUUUUUGCAUCACCAGGCAGCAAAAUCGAUCCACGCCGUCAUGUCACAAAAAAGGUCACUAGGUGCGUGGCCAUUUCACAAUUUGCGUUCUGCCACCGGAAUCAGAGCAGGGAAAAAGGUUCUAGAGGCGAAACUCGAUGGAGGGUGAACAGGUCUUGAUUCCUCUGCAUGGCGCUGGUAUGAACAGUGAUAUCGAGACUAGGGAGAUAGUUAUUCAAUCUAUAAACCUAUUACUAAAACA
Messenger RNA from Exophiala mesophila, 1415 nucleotides. RefSeq lists its product as uncharacterized. The record is from RefSeq and is a predicted model, not a curated record. Lineage: Eukaryota; Fungi; Ascomycota; Eurotiomycetes; Chaetothyriales; Herpotrichiellaceae. The coding region runs from base 231 to 923 and encodes 230 amino acids. The transcript has 2 exons.